Tetrapisispora phaffii CBS 4417 is the source of this 207-nucleotide messenger RNA. RefSeq lists its product as uncharacterized. Lineage: Eukaryota; Fungi; Ascomycota; Saccharomycetes; Saccharomycetales; Saccharomycetaceae. The transcript has a single exon. The coding region runs from base 1 to 207 and encodes 68 amino acids. The record is from RefSeq and is a predicted model, not a curated record.
AUGGCAAGAGGUAAUCAAAGAGAUUUAGCUAGAGCUAAGAAUUUGAAAAAGCAACAGGAUGCUGCUAAGGCCCAGAAAAAGGAUGGUGAUCCAAAGAAGAGGAUGGAAAAUGAUGCUGAAAUCUUAAGACAAAAGCAAGCUGCUGCAAAUGCAAGAAAAGAAGCUGAAAAAUUAGAGAAAUUGAAAGCUGAGAGAAGUAAAAGAUAA